AUGGCAGGGUGUCUAGUGGGGGUUGUGUCUAAUGGUAUUGAGGGCCAACCGAGUCCACUCGCCAAAGAUCCCAAAUUUGCCUGCGUUGCCUCGACGCUUGGACCUCAGCCCCAGCCUAUCAUGGAAAGCUCCCAGAAGAUGUGCCGCCUCCUCCGCAGCAACCGCACAAUUCUCCCCCCACGCAACACCCGUCGCCGGGGACCAGUUCUUCACUCGGGGACUACGCGAGCUCGAAAUAUGCGAAGGAUUGAGAAGCGGAUUAACAUGCACGAACAGCGAAUCACCCGCCUCGCCCAGGCCAUCUAUGGACCACCAUUCCCCGCGUAG
Molecule: messenger RNA, 327 nt
Organism: Penicillium macrosclerotiorum
Lineage: Eukaryota; Fungi; Ascomycota; Eurotiomycetes; Eurotiales; Aspergillaceae
Exons: 2
Coding region: 1-327 (108 amino acids)
Source: RefSeq, a predicted model, not a curated record